AUGACCUUUCAACCAACACGCUACGAAAAAAUCACACGUGUCCUCCUCGUCGUCUUCGUUUUCCCUCUCCCAAACGAGAAUCGACCCGUCCCCUCCGCCCGAGCAAAAACCCGACCCAGUCGCCACCAGCCGGUGGUGGUGCCGCCGGCCCGCCGCCGCCGACCAGACCCGUAUCUGCCCGUCCGCCGAGCCCGUGUAAACCGUCCGGCCCGCCGGGCCCACGAGGACCGCAUUGACCGCGUCCGCAUGGGCCCGCACGGACCCCACACACCGCGACCCGUCCCAAGUCUUGAAGCUCCGGUCCCACGAGGCGGAGUAGACGAGCCCGGACGACCGCCGCUCGUGCCGUCGGACCCGAACGUAGCUCCCCGGAAUAAGGCACCAGAAAAUGCGGUCCUGGAGAGUCGGGAGGGUGGAGACGAGGUGGUGACGGUGGUGGUCGUCGGAGGUCCGCCGCCAGAUGCGGAUUUUGCAGUCGAGGUGGGCGGUGAAGAUGCGGCGGCGGCGGCCGAAGGCGAUGGACUUGGCGAGAGCCGAGGAAGGGCCGAGGGACCCGAUGAGGAGGGAGACUUCACGGGCGGUGGCCGCGUAGAGGAUUGGGCCGCGGGCGGCAAGGAAGCUUAUUUGUGGGGUGUCGGUUUUGACGGAGUUGACGGUGGCGGUUUUAGGGAGGAGGAGGAGAUGGUGGAGUGGAAUUUAAUGUUGUCGAAGCCCGGGUCGCCGGAGAGCGUGUCGAGUUCGUGGCUGGAUGAGGACAGGGAUGGGGACUCGGAGGAGGUGGAAGGGUUUUUGAUGAGUGAGUGA
Molecule: messenger RNA, 804 nt
Organism: Striga asiatica
Lineage: Eukaryota; Viridiplantae; Streptophyta; Magnoliopsida; Lamiales; Orobanchaceae
Source: the annotation of a GenBank genome assembly